Anolis sagrei ordinatus is the source of this 3636-nucleotide messenger RNA. RefSeq names its product CCCTC-binding factor (gene CTCF). The record is from RefSeq and is a predicted model, not a curated record. Lineage: Eukaryota; Metazoa; Chordata; Lepidosauria; Squamata; Anolidae. Gene Ontology annotation, molecular function: RNA polymerase II cis-regulatory region sequence-specific DNA binding; DNA-binding transcription factor activity, RNA polymerase II-specific. Gene Ontology annotation, biological process: regulation of transcription by RNA polymerase II.
GGCAAGGCCGGCCAGGCGGAGGCGCCUCCGCGGCAGAACGGUGACAUGGAAGGCGAACCGGUUGAGGCUAUUGGCGAAGAGUCUGAAACUUUCAUUAAAGGCAAAGAAAGGAAGACGUAUCAAAGACGCCGGGAGGGUGGGCAAGAGGACGAUGCUUGCUCAAUUCCACCCAACCAGGCAGAUGGAACUGAAGUAGUACAAGAUGUAAAUACUGGUGUCCAGAUGGUCAUGAUGGAGCAACUAGAUCCAACACUGCUUCAGAUGAAGACCGAAGUCAUGGAGGGUGCCGUCCAGCAGGAAGCAGAGGCCACUGUCGAUGACACACAGAUAAUAACCUUGCAGGUUGUAAAUAUGGAAGAGCAGCCUAUAAACCUUGGUGAACUCCAGCUUGUCCAGGUGCCUGUUCCUGUGUCUGUACCUGUUGCUACGACGUCAGUGGAAGAUCUUCAGGGGGCCUAUGAAAACGAGGUCUCCAAAGGAGGCCUCCAAGAGGGGGAGCCCAUGAUCUGCCACACCCUCCCUUUGCCAGAAGGCUUCCAGGUAGUAAAAGUUGGGGCCAAUGGGGAGGUGGAGACUCUGGAGCAAGCGGAACUUCAGCCCCAGGAGGAUCCUGGUUGGCAGAAGGACCCAGACUAUCAGCCCCCAGCCAAAAAGACAAAGAAAACCAAAAAAAGCAAACUGCGUUACACUGAGGAGGGGAAGGAUGUGGAUGUGUCUGUCUAUGAUUUUGAAGAGGAGCAGCAGGAGGGCUUGCUCUCAGAAGUCAAUGCAGAAAAGGUGGUGGGCAACAUGAAGCCCCCAAAACCAACAAAAAUUAAAAAGAAAGGUGUGAAAAAGACAUUCCAGUGUGAACUGUGCAGUUAUACUUGCCCACGUCGUUCAAACUUGGAUCGUCAUAUGAAAAGCCACACUGAUGAGAGGCCACACAAGUGCCACCUUUGUGGCAGAGCUUUCCGGACAGUCACGCUGCUGAGAAACCACCUCAACACUCAUACAGGUACUCGUCCUCACAAGUGCCCUGACUGUGACAUGGCCUUUGUGACAAGUGGUGAGUUAGUUCGGCAUCGCCGCUAUAAACAUACCCAUGAGAAGCCAUUCAAGUGUUCCAUGUGCGACUAUGCCAGUGUGGAGGUCAGCAAGUUGAAACGCCACAUUCGCUCUCACACCGGAGAGCGUCCAUUCCAGUGCAGCUUGUGUAGCUAUGCCAGCAGAGACACUUACAAACUGAAGAGGCACAUGAGGACUCAUUCUGGUGAGAAGCCCUAUGAGUGUUACAUUUGCCACGCCCGCUUCACCCAGAGCGGGACUAUGAAGAUGCACAUCUUGCAGAAGCACACAGAGAACGUGGCCAAGUUUCACUGCCCUCACUGUGACACUGUUAUUGCACGGAAGAGUGACUUAGGUGUCCAUUUGAGGAAGCAGCAUUCCUACAUCGAGCAGGGCAAGAAGUGUCGUUACUGUGACGCUGUGUUCCAUGAACGAUAUGCACUCAUCCAGCAUCAGAAAUCUCACAAGAAUGAGAAGCGCUUUAAGUGCGACCAGUGUGACUAUGCAUGUCGACAGGAGAGGCACAUGAUCAUGCACAAGCGAACCCACACUGGGGAAAAGCCUUACGCCUGUAGCCAUUGUGACAAAACCUUCCGUCAGAAGCAGCUGCUCGACAUGCACUUCAAACGCUACCACGAUCCCAACUUUGUCCCAGCUGCCUUUGUGUGCUCCAAAUGUGGCAAAACGUUCACACGGCGUAAUACUAUGGCCAGGCAUGCGGAUAACUGCACAGGCCCCGACGGUGUUGAAGGAGAGAACGGAGGGGAGCCCAAGAAGGGGAAGCGAGGUCGAAAGAGAAAGAUGCGCUCAAAGAAGGAGGACUCCUCUGACAGCGAGGAAAAUGCCGAGCCAGAGUUGUAUGAUAUUGAAGAGGAGGAGGAGGAAGAGACGGCAGUUGAAAUCGAAGCUGUACCUGAAGAGGAACCUGUUGUUGCUCCUCCACCUCCACCAGCUAAGAAGCGAAGAGGGAGGCCACCAGGCAAAGCCAACCAACCAAAACAACCCCAGCCCACAGCAAUCAUUCAGGUACAAGACCAGACCACGGGUACAAUUGAAAACAUUAUCGUGGAAGUCAAGAAGGAGCCUGAAGCAGCAGCAGAGACUGUUGGGGUGGCGGCAGGAGCUCAGCCGGCGGCGGUGGAGGCGCCCAACGGAGACCUCACUCCGGAGAUGAUCCUGAGCAUGAUGGACCGGUGAUGGAGAAGCAGUGGUGCUGUGACUGAACUGACCUGGGCUCUUUGGAAGUGGCCCAAUCCCCCCCCCCCCCACUCCUUUUUUUCUUCUUCUUUUGACCUUAUUUUUGGCUUUGGAAAAUACAUCGGGUUUUUUUACACCAUUUUUCAAAACAACCCAGGAAGCGAAACUUCAAAUGAUGUUUAGAAAGUGAUUUGUCUAGAACUCUCUCUCCGUUCAAUGUUAGCCUCCUCACCGGAUCAUGCGACAUGGGGCCAUGUUUAACCCCCCCCAGGAACUGCCUGCAAGUCAGUUGAUCCCCGAGCGGCGUUGUUGUUGUUGCAGGCCGUGCGGAGCCUUCGCACAGAGAACGUCGGGGGAAAGCAGGAGCCUCUGGAUCAGCGUGCACGUUCCAUGAACUCCUCCGGCCUUGUUUCUCAUGACAGAGAUUUUUAAUUGUAAAUGCAGACUCGGGAGAGUUGUACAAGUUUUAUUGCAUUUUGCUUUUUCCUCCUCUUCGUCCUCCAAUGAAUGACUGGCCCCGCUGUCAGCGCCGUAGGUUUGGCACGCUCCGGCUGGCGUUUUCCCUCCCCGGUGCUUUGCUUCCUGCGGGGCAUCUCUGUAAUGAUCAAGCUUGUAAAUAACUUUUUUAAAAACCUUUAAAUCUUUUUUUUUCCCCAUUUGAUUAAGAGGUUUGAAGGGUGUAAGGGGGGGAAAUGCAGCUUAAAGAAAGAACCAUGUUUUAAACUAUUGCAACAAAAAAAAAAAGGAAUUAUGCAGGAAUUGGUCUUUGUGAAACAUUGGAAAAGUAUCAAUUCGGUGGAGAAAUGUGUCAGAAAACCUGCCCCCCAGCUUGGUUCCUAUGGACAUGGACUUAGGGUGUCUCACGUCAACUCCCUUCUUGAAUUUUCACCUUUUUCACAAUUCUGAUUUUCUUUGCUGUCACGUUUUCUUUUGCGUUUAUUAAUUCUGUGUCGAAAGCCGAGGUGUUAAUUUCGAAUAGGGCUUCCAGGCCCUGGAAACCAUGGGCAGGAAAUUUUUACUAGGUCAGUAAUUGCAAGAUUUGGGUUCUUCGAUUAAAAAAAGGAAAAAAACAAUAAUAAUAGUAAUAAUGUGAAAUACAAAAACGAUGCCUGUACAUGAACCCAUCCCGUGUUAAAGACGGCGUGCGCUUUUUAUAGGGCCUCCGCCUUGCUGAUUUCAAGAGAACUUUCUUCUAUGUAUGGCUUUUAAGAGAACUAUCAGGUUAGCGAUCCAAUUCUAGGUUGAUGCAUUUUUGUACUUAGCAGUACUGUGUGAUAUUUUUCAUUAUUUUAGGAAAGAAACAUGAAAUAAAACGUUAUAAAAUACAUAAUGGGGGUUUGGAUUCCGGGAAGGAGAAUAUACUGCUGUACAGCUAAUAAAUAAUAAUGAUUA